UGUAUGUUGAAUUGUCAGGCAGACUCUCCUCAUGUACGGUAUUUCCAUGAAAUGUCCUGCACUGUAAGUCUUUUGGGUCUUUAAAUUUUAGACAAGAUUUCCAGGUUUUUCCCAAAGCUGUUUUUAGAUUAAAAUCUCUUUUUUUGGGUUUGCCUUGGUUAAUCAUAUUUUGAAUACAGCGCCUGUUAUUUUUGUUGCAUAUGAAAUUUAAGCGAAGCUAAAUUGUCUUGUUUUGAGUAUCAUUAGUCUUUUGGUCUUUCCUUUUUUUCACUUGAAUUUGGAAUAAACUGCUGGCAAAAUCAGGCAGAUUUUCUCAUUCUUGUCGCCGUAGUAUUUGUACGACUGCAGUUUUCCCCGUGUUUGUUUUUAGAAAACGAGUGAACAAAACUUUCUCAGUGACAAAAUUAAGAAUAUAAACUAAAUCCAAGAAAAAAAUGAGAAGGGGAUUAAUUUUUAUGUGUGGAACUGGAGAAUACAUUGGAAUGCAUUAAGAAAUCAGAAAAGAUUGCAGUAGUCUGAAGAAACUUCACAGAAGGAUUUAGCGAUUGUCAUUCAGGCGUGCCAGAUUACCUGCGUUCCUCAAACGUUCUGACCUCCUAUAGAUGAUGCCCUUAUUCCUACAUGAAGGAUUUUGGUAUCAUCCCCGGGCAAAGGUUUAAAGACGUAAGAUGCAACUGAGGUAUAAGUCCGCAGUCCCCCCCCCGCCGUGUGCCGGGGGCUUUGCUGGAAGCUCCUAGGUCCUUACCCACUGGUCCAGGAAGCACAGGAAGCAACAGGAACUGAAGAUCAUUUGUUCAUGGACGAAGAGGGCGGCCGUGCUGCUGCAGGCUGAGAGAUUACAUCACCGACAGAUCUCCCUACUUCUGGUCAUGGCUGUCAACAGAUGCAUCAAGUAUUCCCUAUUCUUCUUCAAUUUGCUCUUCUGGGUCAGUGGUUGUGUCAUUCUCAGUGUCUCUGUAUACCUCAAAGUGACUAAGGAUGGAAACGAGAUAACCAGUUUUUCUUUCCUCGGAACACUCUUGCUAAUUGCCGUCGGUGUGGUCAUCAUGAUCUUUGGCUUCCUCGGUUGCUGCGGCGCAAUUCGUGAGAGUAGAUGCAUGCUGUUGCUAUUCUUCAUCGGGCUGCUCGUCAUCUUCUCUCUCCUGUUGACGGCGGGCAUCCUGGGAGUCACCGAGAAGGACAAGUGCAUGAACUGGAUCAGAGAGAAGCUGGAGAAGCUUAAUCCACUGGAGAAUAUGACCGACUCAGUUCAAACUGACCUCCAGGCUGUGCAAGAGAAGGGAAAAUGCUGCGGGCUGGUCAAAGGGUACACCGAUUGGGGAACAAAGGGAAUCCCCAAUUCCUGUGACUGCAAGGAAGAAUCGUAUAAGUGCGUGAAUGUCUCGGAAUACCGGAUGGUGUAUGAAACACCUUGCGUUGAGUUUGUGAAAACGUAUUUGAAGCAGCAUCUAGCAGUAGUUCUGGGAGUAGCUUUUGCCAUCGCAGUCCUGAUGCUUUUCGGAAUGAUCUUUGCUAUGACUUUGUGCUGCCAGAUUGGCAAGAAAGAAACUACCGGUGCACAGAAUAUGAAAAUGCCCGAGUAGUGAAGGUGUGUUUCAUAGUGAAGAUCUUCAGCGCAUAUCCUCCUAGCCCAGUGUUUCCCAAUCCAGUCCUCAGAGACCCACGGACAGUCCACGUUUUUGGGAGCAAAAAUUGUGGACUGUCUGGCAGGGAGUUUGGAGGGAGCAAAAACAUGGACCAGCUGUAGGUCUCGGAGGACUGGAUUGAGAAACAUUGACCGAGGUGGGGCCAGUGGUUGCAGGCUAAGCUGCAUGUGUCUCUGACAGAAAGCUAACUAUUCCUUUAAAAGUGUACCUGUGAUUCUGAUUUCUUGACUGCUGUUUCAUUUGUGUGUAUAUGUUAAGCUAAGCAACACUGCACUUGUUUAAUAGCUGCACCAAGGAAAUAUAUUACAGAAGGAUAUAUAAAAUGUCCAUAGUGUCCAUAGACUUACGUCCAGGUUUUGUCCGGGAACUGAGGACAUAAGUCAGUCUGGACAUAUGCUGAUUGUUAUAGGGGAGAGGUCAAAUAUACCAUAUAACGUAAGAUACAAUAUCACAAACAUCUAAGUAAAGUGCAGUCGGUUUGUGUUGGUUUUUGCCGCAUGCUGCACACGUAGUGAGAUAUGUCCGCUCACGUCCACUGACGGAUGGCUGUAUAUUGCAAUAUUCACAUGAUCGUGUCAUAUAACAUGUAAGACUUGAUAUAUUAUUAUGAAAUUCUGUUUGGUUGUAUUGCAUUACUUACUGCUGUGAUUAAGGCCUUCACGAUAUAAAAUACUCUGUAAACUA
Brienomyrus brachyistius is the source of this 2330-nucleotide messenger RNA. RefSeq names its product tetraspanin-8-like. Bases 870 to 1583 code for a protein of 237 amino acids. Gene Ontology annotation, cellular component: membrane. NCBI's taxonomy places the organism in Eukaryota, Metazoa, Chordata, Actinopteri, Osteoglossiformes, Mormyridae. The transcript is spliced from 9 exons. The record is from RefSeq and is a predicted model, not a curated record.